Betta splendens (Siamese fighting fish) is the source of this 4274-nucleotide messenger RNA. Its product is annotated as Fc receptor-like protein 5. Gene Ontology annotation, molecular function: transmembrane signaling receptor activity. Gene Ontology annotation, biological process: cell surface receptor signaling pathway. The transcript is spliced from 15 exons. The record is from RefSeq and is a predicted model, not a curated record. Bases 124 to 2928 code for a protein of 934 amino acids. Lineage: Eukaryota; Metazoa; Chordata; Actinopteri; Anabantiformes; Osphronemidae.
AGCUGCUCUGUGGACGGUUCUGAUGGAUGGAAAUAUGACUGGUACAGACAGACGUCAAACGAAUGGACAGAAGCAGCUGAUGGAGACAACAAAGAAAUCAGAGUCACACGAGGAGGAAAAUACAUGUGCAGAGGAAGAAGAGGAGAACCAGCUGUUUACACUUAUCAAAGUGAUUAUGUCACUAUCAAGAUAACUUAUUCUAAUUCUGUGUCUGUGAGUCUGCAACUGGACUGGACUCAGGUGAUCAGAGGUCAGAUCACUGUUAGAUGUGAGAUCCAGGGAGGUGGAGACACUCAGUGGGUUUAUGACUGGGAAACAACCAGUGGACAAACAAUCACACAGAGAACAAACACUAAUCCCUGGACAAUGUCUGCGUUCAGCAGUGGAGGCUACAGGUGCAGAGCAACAAACAGACAGGACUCAUAUUCUUCAACACAGUGGAGUGAAGCUGCUGCACUGACAGUAUCAGGUGCUGUGUUGACCAUUGACCCCAGCAGGUCCAGGUAUUUUACUGGAGAGUCUGUGACCUUCACAUGUGACAUGAAGGACGGCAAACGCACAGAGUGGGAAACCAGACUCAUCAAAGAUGGAGGAGAAAUAGCUUCAUAUAGUGGAUACAGAAUAAAAGCUCUGUCUACAGGAGACAGGGGUAGAUACCAGUGUUUUAGAGUCCACAGGAAAACAAACCACAUAAAAACCAGUGAAACCAUCAAGUUAAUUGUAUCAGAUAAACCCAGAGCCUCACUGACAUCAGACAACACAGUCAUAUCAGCAGGAGGCAGCGUGACACUGAGCUGCUCUGUGGACGGUUCUGAUGGAUGGAGAUACGACUGGUUCAGAUCAGCAGCUCUGAUCAGAACAAACACCGAAUCUAGAAUCAGAAUCACAGAUGGAGGCAACUAUUACUGCAGAGGAGGAAGAGGAAACCCAGUUUACUACACACAGAACAGUGUCUCAGUCACUGUUAAAGAAACAGUUUCCAACAAGGCUGCUGUAAAAAGGCAGCAUGACUGGUCUGAGAUAUUCAAAGGAGAGGAGAUCACUCUGACAUGUGAGAUCCAGGCUGGAGGAGACACUGAGUGGGAAUAUGAAUGGACCCAAGGCAACGUAAGAAGAACUCCAGAUGGGAGGAAACCCUGGGUUUUCACUGCUUCUGGUUCCAGUAGUGGAGACUACAAGUGUAGGGGUCGACAGAAAACCAACAGUUAUUCCUUCACAGCAUGGAGUGAUGCUCUACGUUUGACAGUAACAGCUUCUGAACCAAAGGCUGAACUGAGAAGUGAUGAGACAGACAUCCCAGUAGGGGGCAGUGUUACGCUGAGCUGCUCUGUGACGUCAUCAUCUGGUUGGAAAUAUUACUGGUACAGAGGAGAAAAAUCCUCUGAGGUCCUGAUCACACAAGAUAGUGAAACCAGUGUCUCUCAGGAAGGACUGUACUGGUGCAGAGGAGGAAGAGGAAACCCAGUUUACUACACACAGUACAGUGACUCAGUGAGGAUCAACACAAAUGUCCCAAACAAGGUGGUCGUGACUCUUCAUCCCAACUGGACUCAGUUGUUCAGUGGAGAGAAGAUCACUGUCAGAUGUGAGAUGGACGACAGAGGAGACACUGAGUGGGAAUAUGAAUGGAAAACACCUGGAACAACAAACACACAACAGAAUGAAGUCAACAUCAGCUCAGCUUCUUCAUCCCACAGUGGAAACUACAGCUGUAGAGGCAGAAUGAGAAACGCUCAACGUAACACAACAGAGUGGAGUCAAUCCAUCAGACUGACAGUCAGUGACAAUAAAGCCCAGUGUGUCCUCACAGCGUCUCCAUCUUGGCUGAGUCCUGGAGCCUCAGUAGCUCUGAGCUGUGAGGUUGAGCCUCCAUCUGCAGGAUGGAGGUUCUACUGGUACCAGACUGUUCCUGAUGGCUCACACAGCUCCUACAGAUAUGAGCUGCUACCUGGUAGUGAGCAUGGGACUGAACAGGGCUCCUACAUGCUUGAUGGACACACACACACAGCAGGAUAUGUGUGUAGAGCUGCAAGAGGAGAACCAGUGUAUUACACUGACUACAGCAAAGCAGCAUUCGUCUGGUCUGGAGAUGUUGAUCCGUCAGCGUCUCUCACAGUGAGUCCUGACACAGUUCAACACUUCACCCGUGACUCUGUGUCACUGAGCUGUGAGGGAAACUCUGCUGAGUGGAGAGUCAGGAGGUUUCCUGAAGGAGGCUUCCUGUCAUCCUGCUCCAACUGGACAACAUCUGGAUCCAGAUGUGACAUCAUCACAUCACAGUCUGGUUCUGCAGUGUUCUGGUGUGAGUCUGGAUCAGGACACUUCAGUAACUCAGUCAACAUCACUGUUCAUGAUGCAGGUUUGAUCCUGAUGAGUCCUAUCCGUCCUGUGACUGAGGGACUCUCUGUGCUUCUGAGCUGUAAGUUGAAGAGAGGACAAAAAGCUUCCAGUGUGUUUUUCUAUCACAAUGAGCAACUGAUCCAAAACGACAGCAGAGUAGAGCUGAACAUCUCUGCAGUGUCAAAGUCACAUGAAGGUUUCUACAAGUGUUGGUACCAAGGAACAGAGUCUCCACAGAGCUGGAUGGCAGUGAACGGAUUCUCUACUGAAGCUCCAUCAUUUUCUGCCUCCUUUACUGUUGGACUGGUUGUUAGACUUUCAGUGAUUGUUUUCCUGCAGCUGCUGCUGUUGUUGUGUGUUUGGAAAAACAUGAAAGCACAAAGAAGUGUGAGCACUGAUAAAAGCUCUGCUACACAACAAACAGUAAACCAGCUUGAACCUCAGGUUUACUCCUCUCUGCUCCACGAUGAUGUUUGUGUCUAUGAAUCAGUCGGAGGCUCUGGAAAAAUUGAUGGUGGGACACAUGAUGAUACAGAGGAAGAUCAUGAUUACAACAACGUGGAUCCAAAAGCAGCCACAUAUUCAUAAAGAGAAGUUGGUCAAAACAAGAACCACAAGACAACAAUGUUCUGUUAACAACAUGCUGAGACUGUUUACAGCAUUUAUAAAGUUACUUAAAGUUACUAACGGCGUCACCAUAGAACAAGUCAACAACCGUGCAGACACUACAUGUAAAAGCAGCAAAUAGGAGCAGCUUUAACAUAUGAGGACGUGUUUUUAGUGAUUGUGGCCCCAGAGCCAGAAGGAGUCGGGGGUCUCUGUUGUUUCCAUGGUAACAAAAUAAUGGCUGGCUGCAGCACCAGCUUUGUCAUUUCAUGUGUCAUAAUAUAAUGUAUGUUUGCUCUUAGUAUUGUUGAAGUGUGAUUCAUUAUGUUUAUUUCAGUAUAGUCUGAAACAUUAUUAUGUUCAGCACAUUGAUGUUGAAGUUCAUCACCUGGUGGAUGGAAGUUACUUUAGCUGCUUUUUGUUUCUUUCUGUUAUUUUUAGAUUUGGACUGUUGACAAAUAUAUUUUAGAUUUACUGGAUAAUGUUACGUAUGUUAAUGAUGUUAAUUGAAGCAUGGCAUGUGAUCUGACUGAGUGGCUCUGUAAAUAACCUACACACAAGCAGUGAAGUAAACACCAUAUAAAAUAUAUGAUGCAGUUUCAAACACAUUUUUAAUCUAUUGAUAUGAAUACUUUCUAUGUAAUUCUCCUCAUUGUGGUCGCUGAGUGACUGAGUGACUGAGUGACUGGUUUGUGUUUCCUCACUCUGUUCAAACCAGAAAACUCCACAACGUCUCCUGCCUCAGGACGUACCAACGUUUACUAGUGACUCACUGAGCUUUUCUAUUUGUCAUUAUUAUUUACAAGUCGACCAUUUAAUCUCAAAUUAUAUGGAGACAAUCAGGAGGAAGAUGCCAAAGACGUCUUGUCCUCAUCCGGUGUUGUGAUAUUUGACCUUGGUUUCUCUUGCUUGGAUACUUUGUCUUUUUAUCUCUGUACAUUCUGUAUUAUUCUGUAUUAUUAACCAUCAGCGGAUAGAAGCCAACAGUGGGUUUAUGGGUUAUUGUAUGAUUGUGAUGCAUGUUUUAUUUUGCUGUUAACGUUAUCGCUGAGCGUGUAUCAGAACCAUCCCUGCUUUAUUCCUGCUUGAACUGUGGCUCAUUUUCCACAUCCAAAUCUUCCAUUGAUGUGUGUCAUUAGUGAGGCCUGGUAGCUCAGUGGGCAUCGGCCGGGGAAAGGACAGCUUCCUGGUUCCAUCCCUGCCUCUGACACUUCACACUAGCUCCCCAGGUGUGUGUGUGUGUGUGUGGCAGCCCACUGCUGGGUUAAAUGCAGAGGACACGUUUCAUUGUGUGACAAGUGAUGAAUAAAGUUUCAUUGUUGGGUCCA